Molecule: messenger RNA, 2192 nt
Organism: Physella acuta
Lineage: Eukaryota; Metazoa; Mollusca; Gastropoda; Physidae
Product: sodium channel modifier 1
Biological process (GO): RNA splicing
Cellular component (GO): nucleus
Source: RefSeq, a predicted model, not a curated record
UCUAGACUAGAUCUAGAUCUAGUGUUUUUAAAAUAAUAAAAGAUCUAGAAUCUAGAUCCUAAUUAGCACAGGAUUUAUUAUGUCCUUUAAACGUGAAGGGGAUGACGUUAAUCUUUUGAGUAUAUUAAGAAAAAGGAGAAUUAAAGAACUUUUAUCAGAGGACAUUCCAGCAGAUGAGGCUAAAUUACUGUGUAAUGGAAGGUUUGCUUGCACAGUGUGCCCUCACAAUCCUAUAUUUGAUACAGUAAAUAUUUUGAACGUUCAUCGAAAUGGAAAAAAACAUCUUUCUUAUUUGGAAACUUACAAAGAAAAAAAGAGAGAGGUACAACAACUUAAAACACUGAGAAAACAUGAAACAUUUCUUAAUAAUGGAUUUCUUGUUACUGAGCAUACACAAAGUACUAAUGGGCUACUACUGACAUCACCUUACAACCCAAGAGUUAAAAGAAUUAAAAGAAAUUCUGGUGAACAGAGGCAGAAAAUAAAUCUUAAUGAUGAGACAAAUUCACACUCCAAUUCCAAGUUGACACCUGCUUCAAAUUCUAUAACACAUAAAUCACAUUGGACUGUUGAUGUAUGCAAACAACAAAUGGAAGGUCCCAUUUUACAUGACUGUAAACUUAAAAAUAUUUUUUCAAGUAAAACAGAAGCUCCUACAAAGCUAGAACCAUACUUGUCUACAAGACGUACAGCUCCUGAAACUAGCACAUCAUCUUGCAGUAACCAAGGCUUUAUAGAGCAUACAACUCAAAAUAAAAUAAGACUUGGUACUGGAAUUAAGCAUCAAAGUUUUCAAAUAAACCAUCCACAUCAUUCACUUUCCCGGGUACAAAGAAAUGGUGCCUUGCAUAAAAGUAUCUCAGCCUCUCCUCUUCAGACUACAAAUACAACUAAAUCAAGUCAAGAUAAUUCAGUCACAUUAAAGCUCAAACAGUUACAAGGAUCUGGAUGGAAGAGAGACUGGGAUGGGCAGUGGAUCAAGGAGGCAGGUGCUGAAUUUGAUUCAGAUGAAGAACCUCCUGAUAUACCUCUACAAAUUUCAAAAUAAUUUAGCUUUUUAUAAUUUUAUUAUAAAUACAUCCAUGUAUUUUUAUCAGUAUAUAUACUCAAUUCAGUUAAGUUAUUAACAUUUCGUUUAUAAGUUUUUCUCCCCAAAACAUUUUGUCAAGUUUUUUCUUCAACUAUUUUUAUUUUUUAAUAUUUUUGAAACACAAUUAUAGUAUAGGCCUACUAAUAGUACUAUGUCUAUAAACCGUCCAUUGUUUUAAGAUCUAAUUAAAAUUACAAAACAUUGAAACUGAAAGCCCAGCCUUAAAGAUUUUUAUUGAAUUUUACAAUAGGCAACCUCACCCAGAACAGUUAUAUAAACGUCUAGAGCAGGGGUCUUCCAAACUAUGGCCCUCGGGCCGGAUGUGGCCCUCGAAGUCCUCUCAUCCGGCCCGCGGAGAUCUUUUUGUCCAAGGAAAAAUCGUUUGUUGGUGAUGGCUGAGGAACUUUGCCCAGAAAAAUCAAAGACAUGCCUGGAAGAAACUGGCCCCCCGAACUGAAAUUUGAUAGUUAAUGCGGCCCUCGGACUGAAAAGUUUGGAGACCCCUGGUCUAGUGGAUGCAAAAUGAGGUGUUAAUUUUAAAAACUUUGUCGGGUUCAAUCUUAUUAUUGACCAGAAUAUGAAAUUCACCUAUGAAACAAAUUGGACAAUAAUCUUAUUUGAAUUGAAAAGAUUCAACUUACUGGUCUUUUAUGCUUACAUACUAGUUAUACUACCUAACUCACAAUCUAACCACUAAAAAUGGAAAGCACAUUGCAUCAGAAUAAGGCAAGUAGUUAAAAAUAUUUUAUCAAAGUAAACUUUAGAGCGAAUUCUGAUAAGUUUGUUAGGAGUCAAAAAGUUGUGCAAUAGUAAUAGAUUAAACCUUGUCACCAGAUCGUUAAUGAACUAGAAACAUCAAGGAUAGCAAUUAAGCAAAUAUGUUGACACCAUAAAUUGAUAUUUAUAGGAUACACUGCAAUCAGCAACUGGAUACAAUUCUAUGGCAGAAGUGGUAUGCAUAAAUAUAUAUUUAUGACAUAAAUGAUAGAUACAUCGUCUGAGGCAUUCUAAAUAAAUGUUCUUACUUUUAAAUGUACUACUGGUUCUAGAGACUAAUAAUUAUUUCAACAAAAAUUUCUUUAUGUGACCCUAGCACUGUUCC